GGUUAUUACCGUCAUUUCCCGUUCUACAUACUACAUUAUAAAUCACCACUCACCAUCUUCCUCCUCCAAUCCAAAACCCUAAUUUUGGCCGCAGCAGCAGCAGCAGCAGCAGCAGCAGCAGCAGUCCCAUUUUCAAGGAGCUUGGAAGAAGCGUUGCUGAGAGCUCGCAAUGUCUCCAGCAAAGGCGGACACAACUAAAAAGGCUGAUGCCAAAGCUCAGGCCUUGAAGACAGCCAAGGCUGUGAAAUCAGGUGGCAAGGUGAUCAAGAAGAAAGCUAAGAAGAUCAGGACAACCGUCACAUUUCACAGGCCCAAGACAUUGACUAAGGAGAGGAACCCUAAGUAUCCUCGCAUCAGUGCGACCCCAAGAAACAAGUUGGACCACUAUCAGAUUCUCAAGUUUCCUUUGACUACUGAAUCUGCAAUGAAGAAGAUUGAGGAUAACAACACCCUGGUUUUUAUUGUUGACAUCCGUGCUGAUAAAAAGAAGAUUAAGGCUGCUGUGAAGAAAAUGUAUGACAUUCAGGCCAAGAAAGUGAAUACUUUGAUCAGGCCCGAUGGAACAAAGAAAGCAUAUGUGAGGUUGACUCCAGAUUAUGAUGCCUUGGAUGUAGCCAAUAAGAUUGGUAUCAUCUAAAUUAUUGUGCUGCUUCAUUAGAGCAAAGUCAAUUCAGCAUUAUUGAGAUAGUUUUCCAUUUCCUUUGUUAGGACUCCUUUGCUAUCACCGUGUAUUAAAAUAUUGUGCAUUCAAUUUUGUUUACCUUUUGCUGAAAUCAGUUCAAUACCAGAAGUAACUCAUAAUUCAUAACUGAUUUCACAUUUGCUUUAUAAUUAGUAUCAUUUUAAUGUGCACA
This is a messenger RNA of Lotus japonicus, 854 nucleotides long. Its product is annotated as 60S ribosomal protein L23a. Bases 170 to 637 code for a protein of 155 amino acids. Gene Ontology annotation, molecular function: structural constituent of ribosome; rRNA binding. The transcript has 4 exons. Lineage: Eukaryota; Viridiplantae; Streptophyta; Magnoliopsida; Fabales; Fabaceae. Gene Ontology annotation, biological process: translation; ribosomal large subunit assembly. Gene Ontology annotation, cellular component: cytosolic large ribosomal subunit; ribosome. The record is from RefSeq and is a predicted model, not a curated record.